AUCAAUAAUCAGUAAUCAGUAAUCAGUAAUCAGUAAUCAGUAAUCAGUAAUGUAAUAACAUCUAUAUGCUACAUGUUCUAUGAGACUGACUGAACUACAUCAACUAUUCACUACAAGUUCAUGUGACCAAUAGAAUUGGCGAUAAUUAGGGCAAAGUAACGAACAGACACACUCUUCAUCAACACCAUGCACAUCAGAUACACCAGCAGAGUAGGACACAUCGUCAGAUCCUCCAGAUACAGUUCAUUCAGGUCAUCGGUCUUCAGACGAGGCAUCAGGAUCCCCCCUCAAUACCUCCUCGAUGACUACACGCCGCGGUACAUGAUGCUCCAGCAGGACUCUGUGGACGAGAAACAGGCCGCAGCAGAGCGCCACCUGCGCAACUGCAACCUCUGCCCGCACAACUGCUCAGUCGACCGCUACACGACGACCGGCUUCUGCGCACUUGGCGCCGAGCGGGUGCCGGUGGCGACGAUAGCACCGCACUUUGGCGAGGAGUCGUGCAUCACGGGCACGAACGGGUCGGGCACGGUGUUUUUCGCGUCGUGUAAUCUGCGGUGCGCGUUCUGUCAGAACUACGAUAUCUCGCAUGUUAAAGACGCGGGCGAGAUGUUGACGGCGGAGGAGGUGGGCGGGUGGAUGGUCAAGCUGCAGGAUUUGGGUGGGUGCCAUAACAUCAACCUGGUGACGCCCGAGCACGUUGUGCCGGUUGUUGCGAAGGCGAUUGUGCGCGCGAGAGAGGAAGGGUUGAGGAUCCCGGUGGUUUACAAUACGUCGUCGUUUGACUCUGUCGAGAGCCUGAAGCUGCUGGACGGGCUGGUGGAUAUCUACCUGGCCGACUUCAAGCUGUGGUCGCCAGAGACAGCCAAGCGGCUGCUAAAGUCGGAGAAGUACCCGUCCACCGCGCGCGAGGCGAUUGUGGAGAUGACGGGGCAGGUCGGGGUGCUCAAGUUUACGGGGGACGGGCUGGCGAAGCAGGGGGUGCUGAUUCGGCAUCUGAUUAUGCCAAACUACGUGGAGGAGUCGAAGGCGAUUAUGAGGUUUAUCGCGGAGGAGGUGGAUAAGGACAGUUUUGUGCACAUCAUGAGCCAGUACUUUCCGUCGGGACAUGUUGGGCGGAAGAGUGCGCGGGGAAGCGGGGUGCGGUAUGAGGAUAUCAACAGGCAGAUAAGUGACGAGGAGGAGGAGGCGGUUUGGAAGGCGGCGAGGGAGGUUGGGCUGUGGAGGUUUAAUCAGGCGGAGCAGUUGGCUGGAUAUUCCUAAUAUCUUUGAUAAGAAGAGAAGAUAUCGGAGAGCGAUUAGGGAAGCAGGAGAAGUGAUCAACAGAGAUGCGAUGCGAUGACGUCGUGAUCGACGACGCCAGUUACAUCAUGCACAGAGCUGCAAGGGAGAUAACUACAGAUAAGUAGAGAUUCUAGAGAAGAAUAAGCACAUAUAUUCUAUAUCUACACAACACAAUACAAAACAAUACACUACAAA
Myxozyma melibiosi is the source of this 1479-nucleotide messenger RNA. RefSeq lists its product as uncharacterized. The transcript has a single exon. Gene Ontology annotation, molecular function: iron-sulfur cluster binding; catalytic activity. The record is from RefSeq and is a predicted model, not a curated record. Bases 187 to 1263 code for a protein of 358 amino acids. NCBI's taxonomy places the organism in Eukaryota, Fungi, Ascomycota, Lipomycetes, Lipomycetales, Lipomycetaceae.